Molecule: messenger RNA, 1744 nt
Organism: Danio rerio (zebrafish)
Lineage: Eukaryota; Metazoa; Chordata; Actinopteri; Cypriniformes; Danionidae
Gene: cpn1
Product: carboxypeptidase N, polypeptide 1
Biological process (GO): proteolysis
Cellular component (GO): extracellular region
Molecular function (GO): zinc ion binding; metallocarboxypeptidase activity; carboxypeptidase activity
Source: RefSeq, marked provisional
GACCAUGCUGUCAGGCAGCUCUCUCAUCUGGAUUGGGGCGCUGCUUCUGGGGCUCGAGGCUUCGCUGACCGGGGCAUCUGACUUCCAGCACCAUGGCUAUGAGGAGAUGGUGAGGGCUCUUUUUGCCGUCCAGAGCGAAUGCCCCUACAUCACUCGCAUUUACAGCAUCGGUCGCAGCACAGAGGGACGGCACCUAUAUGUCCUGGAGUUCAGUGAUAAUCCUGGCAUCCAUGAAACAUUGGAGCCGGAGUUCAAGUACGUCGGGAACAUGCAUGGAAAUGAGGUGCUCGGAAGGGAGCUGCUCAUCUAUUUAUCCCAGUUCCUGUGUGAGGAAUACCGGGCAGGAAACGAGCGAAUCACGAGGCUCAUCCACGACACACGAAUCCACAUUCUUCCUUCCAUGAACCCUGAUGGAUAUGAGGUGGCAGCCAGGCAGGGUCCAGAGUUCAACGGCUACUUAGUCGGACGUGGAAACUCAAAGGAAGUGGACCUGAACCGCAACUUCCCAGACCUAAAUGCUCUGAUGUACUACUAUGAAAAGCACAACGGACAAAACCACCAUCUGCCACUGCCGGAUAACUGGGAACUACAGGUGGAGCCGGAGACCUUAGCUGUGAUCAAAUGGAUGCAGAACUAUAACUUUGUUCUGUCUGCUAAUCUUCACGGUGGAGCUGUAGUUGCUAACUACCCCUUCGAUAAGUCACGGGAGCCCCGGAUAAGAGGCAAAACUACAUAUUCAGCCACUACUGAUGAUAAAAUAUUCAGAAAGCUGGCAAAGACAUACUCUUAUGCCCACAGUUGGAUGCACAAGGGCUGGAACUGUGGCGAUUACUUUGAUGAAGGAAUCACAAACGGAGCCAGCUGGUACUCUCUGUCUAAGGGGAUGCAGGAUUUUAACUACCUCCACACGAACUGCUUUGAGAUCACUCUGGAGCUCAGCUGUGAUAAAUUUCCUCCAGCGACGGCUCUCGCCAAUGAAUGGCUGGCCAACAGAGAGGCUCUAGUAUCCUACAUGGAGCAGGUGCACCAUGGGAUCAAAGGAAUGGUUUAUGAUGAGAACAACAACGCAAUUAGCAAUGCAGUGAUCUCUGUGGCAGGCAUAAGCCAUGAUAUCACCAGCGGGACGCUUGGAGACUAUUUCCGCCUACUUUUGCCGGGUACCUACACGGUGACGGCUUCUGCACCAGGUUACCAGCCCUCAACCAGCACGGUGACAGUGGGACCAGCUGAAGCGAUACAGUUGCAUUUCACUUUAAGAGCUCAGCCAAAAGGAACGAACUUGAACGUGAAGCCCUAUCUCAACAAGAAGGGCCUAUCGACGGCUAAAAUUCCUCCCACCAACCUUGGCCCAAGAUAAAGAGCAAAAACUCUUCUCUCGAUACAGACAAAACAAGUCUUUACAGUUUAAACUGAAGAACAACAAAGAGAAACAUGGACUCUCACUGUGACAAACCUCAUCUUCCUUGUUUGUAUAGAUGCAUAAAAGCGGGUUUUUCAUUAAGAAAUCCAUGUUUUGCUCAUGUUCUUGUGGAGCUUAAAUAUAUGUAUGUCAUAUAAUGGGAACAGGAAAAGUAGAAAAUAUAAGAAAAAAGAUAUUUCUCGUAUGAGAAAUCAGUCUUAGAUUAAUGGAGACAUUGAGAUGGACUGUUACUGGAAAUUAUGUCUGAAUAUGACAAGGUGUUGAUCAGUUUGUCUCCCAUUUGGAUAAUGAUAAUAAAAUAAACAUUUUAUCAUUUAAAAUGAA